AAUUCGCCUUCCCGUGCCGCGGACUAUGGGUUUGCAACCUCACCCAAACACCACAACCCUGCGCCCGCCCGACUGAGCGAGUCCCCAACGGCAAUCCCAACCCGCUGCCGCAAAGCCGCGCAGGCUUAAACUGCGCCCAGACGAGGAUCAUGGCGACCACCUCCAACAUGUUCCUGUACUCGCUGACGAUCCAGCCGCCAACGAACGUCGUCCAAGCAGUCCUGGGUCAGUUUGGAGGCACCCGUGAGCAGCUUAUUGUCACUGCUUCUGGCUCGCGCUUGAACCUUCUGCGGCCAGAUCCCAACCUGGGCAAGGUGCACACCGUUCUGAGCCAUGAUGUCUUUGGCAUCGUCCGCUCCCUCGCUCCGUUUCGCGUCACGGGCAGCAACAAGGACUUCAUCAUCGUCUCAUCUGACUCCGGGCGCAUUACCAUUGUCGAGUAUUUGCCAGAGGAGAACCGGUUCUCGCGAGUCCACAUGGAGACAUAUGGCAAGUCUGGCAUCAGACGGGUCGUUCCAGGCGAAUAUCUCGUCUGUGAUCCUAAGGGCCGCGCGUUCCUUGUUGCCUCGAUAGAGAAGAACAAGCUAGUCUACAUCCUAAAUCGCGUCUCGGGCGCCGCCAAUCCCGACGGCAACCUGGCUGCGGAGCUGACCAUCUCGUCGCCGCUUGAAGCCCACAAGCCCCGCGUUCUAGUUCUCUCCAUGGUCGCCCUCGACGUUGGCUAUUCCAAUCCUGUUUUCGCCGCCCUCGAGAUCAACUGCUCUGCUCUCGAUCCCGACGCUACCGAGGAGGCUCUCGAAGAAGUCCAAACCCAGCUUGUUUACUAUGAGCUGGACCUGGGUCUCAAUUACGUUGUGCGCAAAUGGUCGGAGCCUGUCGACCCUACGGCGUCAAUGCUUUUCCAGGUCCCAGGAGGAGCAGACGGCCCUAGUGGUGUGCUGGUCUGUGGCCUGGAAAGCAUCACGUACAUGCACAGCAAUCAAGAGCCACUGCGCAUCGCAAUUCCGCGCCGCAGAGGAGCAACCGAGGACCCCAACAGGAAGCGUUCGAUAGUUUCCGGCAUUAUGCACAAGCUCAAGGGCAGUAGCGGGGCGUAUUUCUUUCUUCUGCAGACCGAUGACGGCGAUCUUUUCCGCGUCACGAUGGACAUGAUCAAGGAUGACGACGACAAGGCUACGGGAGAAGUGAGGAGGCUCACUAUCAAAUACUUUGAUACCGUGCCGGUUGCGUCUAGCUUCUGCAUCUUGAAGAGCGGCUUCCUGUACGUGGCCAGUCAGUUCGGCAACCCCUGCUUCUACCAGUUUGAGAAGCUGGGAGACGACGACGAUGAGCUCGAAUUCAGCAGCGAUGACUUUCCUGUGGAUCCGCAAGCACCCUACGACCCCGUCUACUUCCAUCCCCGACUCGCAGAGAACAUCACAAUGUUUCAAAGCAUUCCGUCCAUGAAUCCCCUUAUGGAUUGCAAGGUUGCCAACUUGACGGGCGAGGACGCACCUCAAAUAUACACAGUCUGCGGCAACGGAGCACGCAGCUCGUUUCGCAUGCUGCGUCACGGCCUGGACGUCACUGAAAUCGUCGGGUCUGGGUUACCUGGAGCUCCAGUCGCCGUCUGGACUCUUAAGCUGCACCGAGAGGACCAGUACGACGCGUACAUUGUCCUUUCCUUUGGCAAUGGCUCCCUGAUUCUCAGUAUCGGAGAAACGGUCGAGGAAGUCAGCGACUCGGGCUUCCUCACAACAGUCCCAACUCUAGCAGCACAGCUCCUUGGCGAUAACAGCCUCCUCCAAGUUCACCCCAAGGGCAUUCGGGUCGUCCGCAACGGUCAGGCCUCCGACUGGGAGGUACCGCAACAUCGAUCCAUCGUCGCCGCCGCGACUAACUCCAAGCAAGUUGCCGUUGCUCUCAGCUCUGGAGAAAUCAUAUAUUUCGAGGCGGACGAUGAAGGUAGCCUAAACGAGUUCGAAGAACGGAAGGCCAUGUCCGGAACCGUGACCGCGCUCAGCUUGGGCGACGUACCCGAGGGGCGGGUCCGCAGCUCCUUCUUGGCUGUCGGUUGCGACGAUUGCACAGUCCGCGUCCUUAGUCUGGAUGCUGGCACUACGUUGGAGAGCAAGUCGGUCCAGGCCCUGACUGCGGCUCCCACGUCCUUGGCCAUUAUUACUAUGGACGACUCCUCGUCGGGUGGCUCAACGUUAUAUCUACACAUUGGCUUGUAUUCAGGUGUUUACCUGCGCACAGUCAUCGAUGAAGUGUCGGGUGAGCUUACCGACACUCGCCAAAAAUUCCUCGGCCCGAAGCAGGUCAAGUUGUUCCAGCUCGCUGUCGAGGGGAAAACCUGCGUGCUGGCCUUGAGCUCACGGCCUUGGCUCGGCUAUCCAGACCCCAUUACCAAGAGCUUUGUUAUGACACCUCUGAAUUUCUCCGAGCUGCAGUGGGGCUGGAACUUCCAGAGUGAGCAAUGCGAAGAAGGCUUGGUGACAAUUCACGGCCAAGAGCUGAGCAUCCUCUCAAUCGAACGUCUGGGCGACACAAUCAGCCAAAAGGCCGUGUCCCUUACCUAUACGCCAAGAAAGCUCAUCAAGCACCCCGAGGUGCCCAUCUUCUAUACCAUCGAGGCCGACAACAACACGCUCUCGCCAGAUCUGCGUGACAAGCUGCUCGCAGAUCCGGCUGCUGUUAACGGCGAUGCGGCCAUUCUGCCCCCAGCUGAGUUCGGAUAUCCCAAGGGUAAUCGACGCUGGGCAUCCUGCAUCAGCGUCAUCGACCCCGUCUCCGGCGACGAGCCACAGGUUCUACAGACUCUGGAGCUCCAAGACAACGAGUCCUUCGUCAGUGCUGCCAUUGUCCCGUUUGCCAGUCAGGAUGGUGAGCAUUUCCUCGUCGUGGGAACGGGCAAGAACGUCGUCGUGAACCCCAAAAGCUUCACAGAAGCCUACAUCAGCAUCUACCGGCUAGGUAAUGACGGACGUGAAGUCGAGUUUGUCCACCGCACGACCGUGGAGGAUCUCCCUAUGGCACUGCUUCCAUUCCAAGGGAAAGUCCUGGCCGGUAUCGGCAAGACGUUGCGGAUGUACGAUUUGGGCAUGAGGCAGCUGUUGCGUAAGGCUCAGGCCGAAGCAGCUCCUCGGCAGAUCGUGUCGCUUAACACCCAGGGUAACCGAAUCAUUGUGGGCGACGUCCAGCAUGGCAUCACAUAUGUGGCAUACAAGCCGGCAUCCAACAAACUGAUACCCUUUGUGGACGACACUGUUGCGCGCUGGACAACCACCAUGACAAUGGUUGACUACGAAUCGGUGGCCGGUGGGGACAAAUUUGGCAAUAUCUUCAUCGUAAGGUGCCCUACCAAGGCCAGUGCGGAAGCGGACGAAGAGGACACAGGAGUCCACCUCCUGAAUGCCAGAGGCUACCUCCACGGCACCGCCAAUCGGCUCGAUCUGAUGUGCCACUUCUUCACUCAGGACAUCCCGACAAGCCUUGCCAAGACUAGCCUCGUUGUUGGUGGACAGGACGUGCUGCUGUGGAGCGGGCUCAUGGGCACGAUCGGUGUCUUCAUCCCACUUGUCAGUCGAGAGGAUGCCGACUUUUUCCAGAGCCUCGAGCAGCACCUGCGCACCGAUGACCCACCGUUGCUGGGACGAGACCACCUAAUGUAUAGGGGCUACUAUGCGCCUGUGAAGGGUGUCAUUGACGGCGAUCUCUGCGAGAGAUACAACCUGCUGCCCAACGACAAGAAGAUGAUGAUUGCUGGAGAGCUCGAUCGCUCCGUGCGAGAAAUCGAGCGGAAGAUAUCCGUAAUGCGCUUCCGUCCGCCACACCCCUAGAAAAAUGCUGACAGAGCCAAACAGGAUAUCCGCACGCGGGCGGCGUUCUAAAGACCCCAGUGUCUGAGGUCGGUCAUCGGCAUGUGUGCGAGCGAUGUGUAAGAAUUUGUGUAUUGUUGUUACACGUCGAAUCGAUUACAACCCUCGGAAUAUGUACGGAGCAACAAACCCCUGAGCGACCAGGGAAUGGCAUCCAAGAUAUGGAUGUUACGAUUUCUCUGGAAUCGAAGCAUGUAUGGAGACUGCUCAAGUCCCUCUCCGCCCCCACGCCAUUAACAAGAUGCAAAGGUGCGACACUCGGCUUACGGUCUUCGCCGAAAGGUGUCACAAUUCUUGGCGACGUUCUUAGCCGAACCAACCUUACCCAACCGCUGCAUGGGAUGACUUUUUUCCCAUGCUUCGUCGUCGAAGAAGGCUUCGAUGGAAGCCCCGAGAUCAUAGGCGGACUGUUCCAGAUACAAGAGAGCGACGUCGUAGUCGGAGACCUUGCACGAGGUCAUGAAGCGACGGAUUUUACUCUUGCGAAGCUCUUCGUCUUCGCCAUCCACCGGUCGGGGAGAGAGGCUCACGCCUGCUCGAUAAUAUUCGGCCGGUAUCAGGACUGUCUUGCGACCGACAAGCAGGUGGUCGCUUGUUAUGUUGUUGGUGCGACGCAGCGCAGCCGCCGGGACAUCGUAUUUGAGGGACAGAGUCGCGAUGCUGUCGUGCUCAUGAUCCAGGAAAUGAAGCGUGUCUUGUGCGGCAGCCUCGCUUUUCUCAGGGUCUCCAGCGAGCGCUGUCUUCUCGUGCAACUCGGGUGUGCCUGAGGUAGCAGUGGGGGUGUACGGCGGCGGCGCAGAAGACGCCUCUGUUGUAGUAGCCCUAGUGGACGGGAUGGAAGUGUAUGAUGGAGGGUCUUUCAGCCUCUGUGGCAGCGGCGAGGGCGCGGUUGACACUUGGCAAUACGGGCAGUACCUUGCGAAACGAGGAUUGUCCUGGCAGGCUUGUAUCAGCGGAGCCUGACUGUCAUGGCGACCGGGCGGGGUGAGGAGCGUACCUGAACGCAUUUGCCACAGAUGAUUCUCCCACAGCACUCAACUCUCCGAUCCUGCGGCAGAGCCUUGUUGGCUGCUGGGGAGAGGGUCUGAGGCAGUAUAAUGGCGCAGGUGCUGCAAGAUUCCAUGCUCAGCUAGACAACAAGAGUGAAAGUGAACAGGUGAAUGGAAGCAAGAUGACGAUGACGCCGCCUCGUCAUUCUUCGUUUGUGAUGGGGACACUGCGCCGUUGCGGCGCCUCGAAAUGUCGGCCGGCGAUAUAGCCAAUCACGUCAUGGACUGCGAAG
Molecule: messenger RNA, 5142 nt
Organism: Purpureocillium takamizusanense
Lineage: Eukaryota; Fungi; Ascomycota; Sordariomycetes; Hypocreales; Ophiocordycipitaceae
Gene: RSE1
Product: pre-mRNA-splicing factor rse1, variant 2
Exons: 3
Coding region: 150-3821 (1223 amino acids)
Biological process (GO): mRNA splicing, via spliceosome
Cellular component (GO): U2 snRNP; nucleus
Molecular function (GO): U2 snRNA binding; protein binding
Source: RefSeq, a predicted model, not a curated record